This is a messenger RNA of Motacilla alba alba, 1538 nucleotides long. RefSeq names its product acyl-coenzyme A amino acid N-acyltransferase 2-like. Gene Ontology annotation, biological process: fatty acid metabolic process; acyl-CoA metabolic process. Gene Ontology annotation, molecular function: fatty acyl-CoA hydrolase activity. Bases 103 to 1458 code for a protein of 451 amino acids. Gene Ontology annotation, cellular component: peroxisome. The transcript has 4 exons. The record is from RefSeq and is a predicted model, not a curated record. NCBI's taxonomy places the organism in Eukaryota, Metazoa, Chordata, Aves, Passeriformes, Motacillidae.
GGGGUGUGUUCCAUCUGUGUCCAGGAGGGGGGGAAUGCCACAGGGAAAGUGGGGACCGACAGGAAUUUCGGGGUGUGGCCGGGGCCGGGCAGGCACGGGGUCAUGGGGCAGGAGGGCUCUGCCCUCGCCAUUCCCGGGUUAAUGAUUUCCAGGGAAUCCUCGAGCCUCUCCUUCUGCAGAGCCCACGGCCCGGCGGGGUGCACCAUGGUGGAGGUGACAGUGACACCGCAGUCCUCGCUGGCCGACCGGCCAGUGCAGAUCCGUGUGCGGGGACUGUCCCCAUCCCAACUUGUCACCCUCCGGGCAUGGCUGAAGGAUGAGCAGGGCGAGUGCUUCCAAUCCCGCGCCUUUUUCCACGCUGACGCAGCGGGAGAGGUGGAUCCCGGGCUCCACGCUGCCCUUGGGGGCAGCUACUCCGGGGUCUGGCCCAUGGGGCUCUUGUGGUUCCUGCAGCCCGACACGCUUUUCCGCCGGCUGGUGAAGCGGGACGUGGCCGGCAGCCCCUUCCGCGUCCGGCUGGAAGUGUUUGACGGGCUCGGCAUGGGCACGGAUCCCCGGGAGCAGCCGCUGGCAUCCUGCGAGGCCGAGCGGUGGUACGUGGGCCCCGGAGUGCAGCGGGUGCCCAUCCGUGAGGGAAGGGUCCGUGGCGCCCUGUUCCUGCCUCCUGGUCCGGGCCCCUUCCCCGGAGUCAUCGACCUGUUUGGGGGUGCGGGGGGGCUGAUUGAGUUCCGGGCAGGCCUCUUGGCCAGCCGGGGCUUUGCCGUGCUGGCCCUCGCCUUCUUCGCCUACGACGACCUGCCCCGAGCCCUGACCCAGCUGGACCUGGAAUAUUUCGAGGAAGCGGCAGAGCUGCUCCUCCGGCAUCCCAAGGUCCGAGGCCCCGGCCUGGGCGUGGUGGGCGUCUCCAAAGGCGCGGAGGUGGCCUUGGCCAUGGCCACCUUCCUGCCGCAGGUGGUGGCCACGGUGUGGAUCAACGGUACGAGCUUCCUGUAUGGAAACCCGCUGGUCUAUAAGGAGCUGCGCAUCCCCGCCAUUCCCUACCGCACCGAGCGCGUCGUGUUCACCGACGUGGGGGCCAUGGACAACUCGGCCAUCUUCGCCGACCCCCGGGAUCCCGCCCACCAGGCCUCGGCCAUCCCGGUGGAGAAGAUCCGGGGCAAGGUGCUGUUUGUGGUGGGAGAGGCCGACCGCAGCUUCAACAGCAAGCUCUUCGCCGAGCUGGCCCUGGCGCGGAUGCCGCCGGAGAGAGGCCGGAUCCUGUCCUAUCCCGGCGCCGGGCACCUGAUCGAGCCCCCCGGGUCCCCCCUGUGCAGCAACUCCAGCAUCCGGGGCACUCCCAAGCCGGUGGCGUGGGGGGGAGAGCCCCAGCCCCAUGCCCGGGCCCAGGAACAUUCCUGGCAGGAGAUCCUGCAGUUCCUGGAGCUCCAUCUGGGGUCGGUUGCUGCCAUGAAGCUGUGAGGGGUGGGGAAAAGGGGUUGUGGUCACCGGGAUUGUCACUGAAGGGAAUAAAGUGUCACCGCUGAUGGCUCCUGCCUGUG